AUGGCCACGCGAGGUCCUCGGAAAGACAAGGUGUGGUUAAUUGACGAAAAGGAUCUCGCACGCUCAGCCGAGACGAACGCCACCGACACCAAUGCCACCCGAGAUUAUUGCGUCAUGUUGGACAAGCGAUUUUCCGAGUCUCCUUUCAGUGACGAAGGAGAUAUUGAUAUCGCAGACUAUGGCGCGUUGCGACCAGGUGGAGCCCUCAAUCUGUUCAGCUGGGAAGCAUUUGGAUUGCUCAGUCAAUACGCGGGCGUGGGGAUUCUCAUGGGCGUGCUUGGAGCGUUGCAGUACCCCGUAUUUCACAACUACUUGCAAAUGGAGGGCUACCAAACCGCCUCGUACAGCGUGCUCAUCUCGCUCGGGUGGUCGUCCAAGAUCUUCUUUGGCAUUCUGAGCGACUGCUGCCCCAUCUUUGGGUACCAACGCCGGCCGUACAUGGUGCUGGGGUGGACUAUUUGUGCCGUGUGUUGCUUGAUCAUGGCUCUCACCCCGUUUCCAGCCCCAUACUACGGACGCGAAGACCUUGUGCGACUUGGUCGAUCCAACAUGACCCCCAAUGAACUGAAGUUUAUCAACGUCGACGCCCCCCAUAGCGGGGGCUUCUUCAUCGUGUUGUCCAUGAUUUGUUCCUUGGGCUACGUUUUGGCUGACGUGGCGGCCGACGCCAUGCUCGUCCAAUAUGCCCAACGAGAACCGGCGGCGAUCCGAGGGCGCAUCCAAACGGCAGUCUACUUCACGCGCGAUUCGUUUUCCAUGGUGCCGAUUCUAGUCGUGGGGUUCUGCAUGAACGACUUCAAGUACGGCGGGGCGUUCUCAUGGAGCAUUGGGCCCAACGUUGUGUAUGCAGCGCUGACUGUGCCUUGCUUGCUGGCAGCGUACUCUGCGUACGCGCUCAUGGCUGAAGACAAAGUCGCCAAGGUGUCGUUUCGUCACUACAUGCAUAACGCGUGGGGGCUGCUCCAGCAGCGCGUGGUGUGGCAAAUCUGCGCGUUCAAGUUCCUCCACACGCUCUCGUUUGGCUACAACUCGACGUUGAACGACCCAGUGUCGUCGAUUUGGGUCCACACACAACCCCUGGUUUCGACAGCGUUUUCGAUUGUGUAUCAGCUCUGUCGCGUGGUAGCGAUGAUCGGCAUUGGCAAGUACGCACUCAACUGGGACUGGCGACUGGCCAUGGCGGGGUCGACGUUGGUUUUCGUGAUCGUUGACUCAUUGAUGAACUUCUUGACCACGUGGGAUGUUGUGCGAGAUCAAUACAUCCAAGGCGUGGUGUACAGCUUUGCGGCGUGUCCUGUCGCCUCUAUCUUUUUGUUCAGUGGGUACCUAUUGAUCGAAAUCGCCGACGUGGGCAACGAAGGACUGGUGUUUGCCCUCCUCACCACAUGCUCCAACUUGGCCGUUCCGCUCAGCACUGUGCUGGCGAAAUCGGUGGAUUCGUACUUUGCAGCAACGAUCAAAGACAUUCAACGGGACGACAACGAGGUGCGAUGGGAAGUCAGCUAUUCGUACAUUACGACGGCCGCAUUCAAGCUGUUUUCGCUCGUGUUUUUGGUGCUCUUGCCGCGCCAAAAGGCGUACGUGGUAAUGCUCAAGCGCACCGGAAGCUUGAGUGCGUUUGCUGCUGCGUCGGUACUUGUUGUGUUUUUCGUGGGCUACACUUGGAACGUGAUGACCAACAUGCUAUCCAUUUUCCCAAGCACAAGUUGUCUGCGCAUUGCUGGGGGCAAGGGCUGUGAAAGUAGUGACCUCAUCGAGCGACGCUAG
Aphanomyces astaci is the source of this 1767-nucleotide messenger RNA. RefSeq lists its product as hypothetical. The record is from RefSeq and is a predicted model, not a curated record. Bases 1 to 1767 code for a protein of 588 amino acids. The transcript has a single exon. Lineage: Eukaryota; Oomycota; Saprolegniomycetes; Saprolegniales; Verrucalvaceae.